GCUUUUACCACCAACUCGUACCACCUCCAUCUCGGCCACAUGUUCAAGGCUUCAAUCGCUUGGGCCCUACUGGCAUUGUUAUGGGCAUUGCCUGCUCAAUCACAAACCAAUCCUGGCAAUGACACGGCGAAUGGGUGGAUUGUAGAAAGUUAUGCCGGGUACAAUAUACUGCACAACCUCAUUGCUCAGACUUCCUACGCCCUAGUGCCACAAGGACCAGUAUUUACGAAUAUCACUGGCAAUGUGCCGCAAAUUCAGGUUCCAAUCACUUCGGCCGCUAUUGAUACAUUGGAUAUCCUUGGCUUUGCAGAGCUUUUGUCAAGCAACGUCACCAGUUCUUUUACAACUGGCUCUAGCAAUAUCUUACUCGCGAACACAUCGCCAUGUUUCACCAUGUCAAAUAACGCUACCGCCACGUACACUUUCGCAAAUGGAACUAGCACAGCCAAUAACACCAUCGUCUUUUCAGCCAAUGACCCGAGCCUGACUCCAAUCCAGAAAGCAUCUUGGUUGAUAUACCUGGCCUACUUUUACAAUGAGGAGCGAGCAGCACAACUCACAGUUCUUAACAUUAUGAGUCAAUACAAUUGCAUUAAGACUCGUGUCAACAGUGGAGUCAAGGAAAAGUAUGCUAUAGCUUGGACACAAGCAGAUAUGACCACCCCUCAGGUGUAUGAAAUCAGGGUUGAUACCUAUGCUAAGACCCUCAUCGCUGAUGCGGCUGCCAAGAUGAUUGCUCCCAACUCUGCACAAGACUCCACAUACUCCAACGUUGGCAAUUUUCAUCUUGCUUUGAAAGGAGCUGAUAUGCUUUUGGAUACUAGCCCUUUAUCGGAAGGUGAACUGUGGCCUCAAUGGCUGAGCAUCAUGAACAUGGUGCCUGGCGCUUCCUUGUUUUACGAAAGUGAAGGCUACUAUAAGAACAGAAAAGUAUAUCGAGCUGACGGUCUGGUGAGCAAAACUGGAUAUUCUAAUUUUCCUGAACGAUACGCUGCACGACCAGAUUUGGCCCUGAUGGAUAUGAUCGCGAUACAGUAUCCCACUUUCCAGAACACUUACAAUACAACCUGGCUUUAUAACUUUGCUCUUGGCUCUUCACCACAAAGCUUCCCCGCCAACUACGUGUGCAACAAUGCCUAUGUAAUGUUAACGAACCAAAUUUCCUGUUAUCUGGAUGAACCUUUCACGCCUCCUGCAACUCAAGCUGCACCUACCAACGAGACGGAGACGGAUGAUGGCGGCAGUAACAGCAGCAGUGGUGAUCAAUCCAGCAGUCUUUCGAGUGGUAGCAAGGCUGGUAUUGCCAUUGGUGUGAUCGCUGGUGUUGCUGCUCUGGGAGGCGCGGCAUUCUGGUUCUACCGUCGAAGACCUACCGCUGAGCCGUCUCACAACUUUUACAAAAUGGAUGAAAUUUAAUUCAGAAAGCCCCACUCGUAUUAUCCUAAUUAACUCUCUCCAUUCAUUUCUCUUUAUGCCAUGUCAUAUCUUUAAAUUGCUAAU
Molecule: messenger RNA, 1500 nt
Organism: Umbelopsis ramanniana AG
Lineage: Eukaryota; Fungi; Mucoromycota; Umbelopsidomycetes; Umbelopsidales; Umbelopsidaceae
Exons: 5
Coding region: 40-1416 (458 amino acids)
Source: RefSeq, a predicted model, not a curated record